AAUGGAUUAAAAGAUUGAUCAUAGGUAAAAAUUGUUUAGAAUUUCUAAUACUGGUCAGAAAGCCCAAACCUUAGUACCUAGAUAAAUGAGAGAAGAUAGUUAAAAACCAUUGUAAUAACAAUAAAUGCAAAAAAUAAUUGUUAAUAAUGAUGAUAAAUUGAAAAAGGUUAUUUUAGAUCAUUAUAUUGAAUAGGAAAAUGAAUUACUAAAAUCUGAACUUUUGGCAUUUAAAGAAUAAUAUAAAGUUUUACAAGAGGAAUAUAAAAAAUUGCAAUCUAAAUAUCAUAUUCUUUAAUAAUAGGUGAGGGGACCAUCUUAAGAGAUGCUGAUGGUUCAUGAAUUAUAAAGAUAACUUAGAUAAUAAUAAUACUAUGAAUUCAUAUAGGAAGCAAUGAUGCCUUAACAAUAAUUCUAAACAGAUGGGAUGACUUAUGAGGAAUUAUUAGAAUUAUAAGAAAAAAUAGGACAUGUUUCAAAAGGGCUAUCAAAAGAGGAAAUAAAAAAGAUUCCUAAGAGAAAAGUCAAUCAUAAAUAAAAAGAUCCGUAUUUACUUGUUAUUAAUACUUUAGAUGCACAAUAUGUUACAAUGAUAUUGAAAAAAAUGAAAAGGUUCGAGAAUUAAAGUGCAGACAUCAAUAUCAUUCAAAAUGUAUAAAGAAAUGGCUUUUUAGUUAAAAGAAAUGUCCAAUCUGCUAAUCAGAAGUAUGA
Messenger RNA from Paramecium sonneborni, 708 nucleotides. The record is from the annotation of a GenBank genome assembly. NCBI's taxonomy places the organism in Eukaryota, Ciliophora, Oligohymenophorea, Peniculida, Parameciidae.